Messenger RNA from Dictyostelium discoideum AX4, 2133 nucleotides. RefSeq names its product threonyl-tRNA synthetase (gene thrS1). The transcript has 4 exons. The record is from RefSeq and is a predicted model, not a curated record. Bases 1 to 2133 code for a protein of 710 amino acids. Gene Ontology annotation, cellular component: cytoplasm. Lineage: Eukaryota; Evosea; Eumycetozoa; Dictyosteliales; Dictyosteliaceae. Gene Ontology annotation, molecular function: aminoacyl-tRNA ligase activity; ATP binding; threonine-tRNA ligase activity. Gene Ontology annotation, biological process: tRNA aminoacylation for protein translation; threonyl-tRNA aminoacylation; tRNA aminoacylation.
AUGUCAGAUUCACAAGAAAAUAAACCAGUUGAAACUCCAACUGAAGUUAAACCAGUUGCUGAAAAGAAACCAGCUGCUGAAAAGAAAGAAAAGAAACCAGCUGUAAAGAAAGUUGGUGUCAUGGAAACUCUCCAAACUCCAGAUUACGUCAAAGAAAGAAUUGAAAUUUGGGAAAGUUUAAAAGCAAAACACUUAGAAUCACUUAAAGAUAUGAAAGAAGAACCAAUUAAUGUUACUUUACCAGAUGGUAAAGUUGUAGCAGGUAUUAAAAAUAAAACCACCCCAUAUGAUAUUGCAAAGGGUAUUUCAAGAGGUCUUGCUGAUUCAAUUGUUUCAUCAAAAGUUAAUGGUGAACAAAUUUGGGAUAUCUCUAGACCACUCGAAGCUGAUUGUAAUUUACAAUUAUGUAAAUUUGAUUCUGAAGAAGGUAAAAAAACUUUUUGGCAUUCAUCUGCUCAUAUUUUAGGUCAAGCUAUGGAAAGAAUUUAUGGUGGUCAAUUAUGUAUUGGUCCAGCCACUUCUGAAGGUUUUUAUUAUGAUAUGGCUAUGGGUGAUAAGAUUGUAUCAGCAGAAGAUUAUAAAUUAAUUAAUGAAGUAGCACAAAAGAUUGUUCAAGAGAAACAACCAUUUGAAAGAUUAGCAGUACCAAGAGAUAUUGCAUUAACUAUGUUUAAAUUUAACAAAUACAAGACUGAAAUCAUUUCAAAGAUUCCACAAGAGGAUACUGUAUCAUUAUAUCGUUGUGGUACUUUAGUUGAUUUAUGUAGAGGUCCACAUGUACCAAAUACUAGUUAUAUUAAAUCAUUUGCUGUUACCAAGAAUUCAAGCGCUUAUUGGUUAGGUAAAGCUGAAAAUGAUGAUUUACAAAGAGUCUAUGGUAUCUCUUUCCCAGAUAAAAAACAAAUGGAAGAAUAUGAAAAUUUCAUGAGAGAAGCUGCUCUCCGUGAUCAUAGAAAUGUUGGUAAAGCUCAAGAACUCUUCUUUUUCCAUCCAUAUUCACCAGGUAGUGCUUUCUUUUUACCACAUGGCACUAGAAUUUAUAAUAAAUUAGUUGAAUUUAUUAGAGAAGAAUAUCAUAGAAGAGGAUUUACUGAAGUUAUUUCACCAUCAAUUUUCUCACAAAAACUUUGGGAACAAUCAGGACAUUGGCAAAAGUAUUCCGAAAAUAUGUUUGUAUUACCAGUUGAUAAAGACAAUUUCUCAUUGAAACCAAUGAAUUGUCCAGGUCAUUGUUUAAUGUUUGGAUCACGUCAAAGAUCAUAUCGUGAAUUACCAUUACGUUUUGCAGAUUUUGGUGUUUUACAUCGUAAUGAAUUAGCAGGUGCAUUGACUGGUUUAACUCGUGUACGUAAAUUCCAACAAGAUGAUGCUCACAUCUUUUGUACCACCGAAAUGAUUGAAGAUGAAAUCAAUAGUUGUUUAGGUUUCAUGCAAUAUGUUUAUGGUAUUUUUGGUUUCGAAUUUGGUUUAGAACUUUCAACUCGUCCAGACAAUUUCCUUGGUGAAAUCGCUCAAUGGGAUAUUGCUGAAGCCUCCCUCGAGAAAGCCCUCAAUAAAUUUGGUAAACCAUGGAAAUUAAAUCCAAAAGAUGGUGCUUUCUAUGGUCCAAAGAUUGAUAUUCACAUCACCGAUUGUCUCAAGAGAAGUCAUCAAUGUGCCACCAUUCAAUUAGAUUUCCAAUUACCAAUUCGUUUCGAUUUAGAGUAUCAAUCUGAUGAUGCUGCCGAACUCAAAAAGAGACCAGUUAUCAUUCAUCGUGCUAUCUUGGGUUCCGUCGAAAGAAUGAUGGCAAUUUUAAUCGAACAUACCGGUGGUAAAUGGCCAUUAUGGGUCUCACCACGUCAAGCUAUCGUCGUCACUGUCAAUAAAACUCACAAUGAAUACGGUCAAAAGGUUUGUAAAGAAAUCUCUGAUGCUGGUUUCUAUUGUGAUAUCGAUGAUUCCGAUAAAACUAUCUCUAAAAAAGUUCGUGAAGCUCAACUUGCUCAAUACAAUUACAUCUUGGUCGUUGGUCAAGAAGAAAUUAAUGGUAACACCGUCAAUGUUCGUACUCGUGAUAAUGUCGUUAGAGGUUCUUUAACUGUUAAUGACUUAAUCUCUGAAUUCAAACAAUUAGUUAAAGAAUUUAAAUAA